UUGUGCGCGAGUGUAUGCACGCUGCCCUGGCCUGGGGGGGAGAGCCGAUUGAAGGUGCGCCCAGCUCCUGGAGGGCGGGCGGGCUGGCAGCGCCGUGCUUUGUCGAGCUAAUCCGAAUCAGCGGGGAAAUUUAGGACAAAGGUGAGCAGAUGUUUCUCGUUACCAUGCGGCCGUCUCCAAAGCGCAGCCGGAGCAGCAGGCUCUCCAGGGAGCAAGCCCUGCAUCUCGGGGCUCACGGAGCAGACCCGGCCCCGCACUCACGCUCCCAGCGCUUUCCGUAGCCGGAUCACCGUUGCUAAACGGCAUGUCGCAAGUGAAAAUCAACUGCUUGGAUGCAGAAGAGGGAGAUCGGUGCAGUGGCAAGAGCAUUUCAAGCCAAAGUUGAGCCCUUGCUCCGCCACUGGUUUCCUGUGUGACCAUGGGCAGCUCACUUAACCUGCCUGCCCCUCCGCUCCUGGUCUGUAGCAUUGGGAUCGUAGCAGCGCCUGCAUCAUGGGGAUAACCGCCUCGAAGACAGUGGGACGCUGGAAUGCCACAGUGACAGCGACAAUGUGUUUGCCUGCAAGCCAGCCCAGGGCGUAACUGCACUCCUGCCCUGCUGUGGAAAUACCUGCUGAGCCUCCAGAAGCUUCACCAGGGCAGCUGGAGCCACGUGACGCGUCACCCCAAGGGGAUCGGGACGAAGCCAAGGGAAAUGGGAGGCGGAUCCUGGGGAAUCGCUUCCUGGUGACAAGGCCUGGCGGGAUCUGGAAUUGUGUCCUGUUCCCUGAGUCACAGCCAGUGCUAGGAAACACGCUGCCAGGGGAAGGAGAGCAUGGAUCUGGGCCAGGGAACGGAGAGGCUGCAGGCUCUCUUCUAGGUGUUCCCCUGCAGCGAUUUCCACUCCUCUUCCUCUUCUUUUUCCUUCUGUGUUUUGGAGGAUCUGAUGGCACCGGACCCUUUAUUUGUCACGUGUCUUUGGCUGCCCAGCAUUGUCCUACUUCUCUGGUUUUCUGGGGCCAUCCUUUUUUGCACAGCACCUGUCACACCAGGGUCCUGGUUUAGACCAAGGACCCUGGGCACUACCACGAUUAAAAUAAUAAGCAUCAGAAGUUUCCACGUGCUCAGCAGCUGCCACGCUCUCCUUGCAGCUGUACAGUACUGUCAUGCGUGCUGAAGUGGCCAGGAUUAAUCUGUGCUCGGCUCGAAGCCGAGACUUGCUGGGUUUCGAGUCCAGCCCAUUGAAUUCCACCAAGUCCACGCGCAGCGGGUUGGGGAUGUGCGGCAUUUAUCAUUGCAGCCGAUCCCCUUGCAGGAUGAUCUGGGUGUGCUCCGAGGACUGCGCUAUGCCUUUCCUGUGCUGUGGAUCCACGGCACGGGCCGUUACAUCUUCAGGAGAUCUGCUAGGGUGACCAGAUUGGAUGAGAUGUUGAGCCAGGAGCCCUUUUGCAGCCAGGGGAAAUGAACACAGCUUGGUAGAAUCAGCGGUAUUUUCCCUUUUGCAAGGAAGGGGUUGACAGAUGCUGCCUGAGAGGGGGGACAGGGCAGCGUAGUCAUAGCUGCUGCUGCCCUCCCAGAUCGCCUCCUAUUCUGAUCCUCUCCAAGUGAAGUUCGCAGUAUGGGCAGAGCAGUUCAGACAGCCCAAACUGUUUUGCACUUGGCUGGCGGUGCUUAGUCAAGUCAGGGUCCUGUUUUUCUUUUGGAAAGAUCCGGUGCAAUGGAGUUGCAGCUGUCUCGGGGUUGCGGCUGGGCUGUGUGUAUGUGCACGAGCAUAUUUCAGUGCCUGCUUUUGCUGCUUGGGCCUUUCCCCCCUCUUCCAGCCUCCGCAUCUUGCCUGUUGGCCCCAGCGUGCUCCGGUCAUCUGUCCCGUCCCAGAUGUGGUGCUGGGGAGGAGCUGCAAUUGCCUGAAGGAUUGCAAUCCACAGGUUUGCACAAGUGCAAAGACAAGAGGAGGUGAGGAGGAGGCAUCCCCCAGGGACCCAGCCCUUGCAGUCCAUGUGUUUCUACUGCUGUGGCAGAGACUCAAGCCAUGCGUGGAUGUUUUCAAGUCUGAAGGAGCUGAUAGGUGCCCGUGCAUCUCAGCAGCAGCAGCAGCAGAUGCCCCGCAGCAGCCAAGAAGAGAAGGAUGAAAAAGAGAAGGAAAAGGAGAAGGAGGCUGAGAAGGAGGAAGACAAGCAGGAGUCUGAAAACGACAAAGAAGAACUGACAAAGGAGAAGAAUGACGACACAUCUGGGGAGGAUAACGACGAAAAAGAAGCCGUUGCUUCCAAAGGACGCAAAACUGCCAACAGCCAGGGCCGGCGCAAAGGCCGCAUCACCCGCUCCAUGGCUAACGAGGCCAACAACGAGGAGGCGGCCACCCCACAGCAGAGCGCAGAGCUGGCUUCUUUGGAGAUGAAUGAAAGCUCUCGCUGGACGGAAGAAGAAAUGGAAACUGCUAAAAAAGGUCUCCUUGAACAUGGGCGGAAUUGGUCUGCCAUUGCCAGGAUGGUGGGCUCCAAGACCGUGUCGCAGUGCAAAAACUUCUACUUCAACUACAAGAAAAGACAGAACCUGGACGAGAUCCUACAGCAGCACAAACUAAAAAUGGAGAAAGAGCGCAACGCCAAGAGGAAGAAGAAAAAAGCCCCCGCCGCGCAAAAUGAAGAGGCAGCCUUCACUCCUGCAGCGGAGGACGAGGAGAUGGAGGUAUCGGGGAUAAGCGGCAACGAGGAGGAGAUGGCCGAGGAGGCAGAAGCUGCAGUAAACAACAGCUCGGAUACCGAGAGCAUUCCCUCGCCAAGGCCCGAAGCCAAGGAGAGUGGUGAGAACGGGCCAAAGCCGGCACCCGGGCCCGGGAGCGACUCCAGCACGGAACCAGCCAUCAAGAUGGAGGAGGCUCCUGCCACCACCGCUGCCACUGCAGAUGCCGUUCCUGCGGCUGCCAGCACCCCUCAGCCCCUGGAAACAGUCACUGAGCAGGCCAGCAAUGAGGAGAAGCCACAGGAGGAACUGGUGGUGGACGUGGUGAAAACAGAGGAGCCGGAGGAGAAGCCAAGUGAGGAGCCCUGCAAGAGCGAGAUCAAAAAGGAGGAGAGCGAGGACUGUCAGGAGAAAGACAAGGGGGAGGACAAGAAACCAGAGGGUAGCAGCAGCAAUGGGGGCACUGCAGGAGCAGAGGGGACCCCCAAGGCCGAGAAGAAGGAGAGCCACAAAACGGGUAAAGCCUCCGGGAUCAAUCCGGACAGCGACUCGAGUGCCACCUGCAGCGCGGACGAGAUGGACGAGCAGGAUACCGUGGACAAGAACAGGCUGCUGUCUCCAAGGCCCAGCCUCCUCAACACUGCCAACGACGCGCGGCUGAACUCUUCGCCUCAGAAGCCGUUGGACCUGAAGCAGCUGAAGCAGAGAGCUGCUGCCAUCCCCCCCAUCAUUUCGGAGGGUUUCCCGGAAGGGGUGUUGCAGAGUGGAAGCCUGAAGUCUCAGGUGCCUCCCCACGCUUUGGCCCUGUACCAGCAGCAGAUCACGAAAGCUCACGAGUCCUCCCGGGAGGAAGUGGCCCAGAGCAAGCCGCCCCAGCCACUGCCGCCACAGCAGCAAGCUGAGAAGGAGCCACUGCAGCCCGGCAGCAGCCCCAGAGGGAAGAGCAGGAGUCCUGCCAUUGGUGACAAAGAAGAGAAGCCAGCCCACUUCUCCAUCGCAGAGGGACAGAAGCUGGGUGGGGAGCAGCCUGUAACCUCCUGCUGGCCCCCUGUGCUGUCCUUCCAGAUGCCCUCCAGGGAAGUAAUCAAAACUUCCCCCCAAGCUGAGCCACACCUGUUCCAGUACAACCCUCCAGGGUCCUUCACGCCUUAUAUUUUGUGCGCAGGGCACCCGAUCCCAUUAAACUUACAUGAGAGCUCUCGGCCUGGACUGCAAAGGCUGCCUGCUAUCUCCAACCCUCCCCCUCUCAUCUCAUCCACUAAACACUCCUCAGUGUUGGAGAGGUCCAUUGGCUCCAUUUCCCAGGGGGUGCCCAUUCAGCUCCAUCCUCCGUACAGCUCUGAGCAUGCAAAGGUUCCCAUUGGCUCCAUCACCAUGGGCCUGCCCUUGAUGGAUCCGAAGAAGCUGGUGCCUUUCCCUGGAGUCAAGCAGGAGCAGCUGUCUCCUAGAAGCCAGGCCAACCAGCCUGAGAACCUGGUAAUGCAGACGUCCCAGGAGAGCUCCAUCCUGAGGGGGGCAGCACUGGGCUCAGCCUCUGGAGGGAGCAUCACGAAGGGAAUCCCCACCUCCAGGCCUCCUCCAGAAUCGCCCAUCACAUAUCGAGGCUCCAUCACCCAUGGCACCCCAGCUGAAGUGCUGUACAAAGGAACCAUUACCAGAAUAAUCGGAGAAGACAGCCCCAGCAGAGCGGAGAAAGUGAGAGAGGAUGCCUUGCCCAAAGGACAUGUCAUUUAUGAGGGGAAGAAAGGCCACGUGCUGUCUUAUGAUGGUGGCGUUGCUGCUUCCCAGUGCCCCAAGGAGGACAGCCGGAGUUCUGGUGGCUCCCACGAGACCACAGGUACCAAACGGACCUACGAUAUGAUGGAGGGGAGGAUCGGCCGGGGCUUAUCGGCCCGCGACAUGUCAUCUGCAAGCAUCGAAGGUCUUAUGGGCAGAGCCAUCCCCCCAGACGGUCCCCACAACUUAAAGGAGCAGCAUCAUAUCCGGGGCUCAAUCACACAAGGAAUACCUCGAUCCUAUGUGGAGGCCCAUGAGGACUACCUCAGAAGAGAAGCCAAGCAGCUCAAGAGAGAAAACACUCCGCCAAGGGACUUAUCGGACCCCUACAAGGGGCGGCCUCACGAGGGCCUCACGCCCUUGAAAAUGAAAUCAGCCCACGAGGGGCUGGUGGCCACGGUGAAAGAAGCAGGAAGGUCAAUCCACGAGAUCCCCAGGGAGGAAUUAAGGCGCACGCCUGAUAUCCCCAUAGCCACGAGGCCUCUGAAGGAAGGCUCCAUUACACAGGGUACCCCACUGAAGUACGACAACAAUCCUUCAUCAGUAAGUGCCAAAAAGCAUGACGUCCGCUCCAUUAUCGGUAGCCCAGGGAGGACUUUUCAUUCUGUGCACUCGCUGGACGUCAUGCAGGACCCACGCAAUCUAGAGAGGGCUUGUUACGAGGAGAGCGUGAAAAGCCGGCCCAGUUCGGUGACAAACUCUGGAGGUUCAAUUACCCGGGGAGCCCCGGUGAUUGUGCCCGAGCCUGGAAAGCCUCGCCAUAGCCCUCUCGCCUACGAGGACCACCAGUCAGCCCACGGGACAGCGUUCAGUAGUCACCUGCACAGAGGUUCUCCAGUAUCCACAAGGGAAUCCACCCCAAGGCAGCAUGAAGGGAGUAUCACUUCUGGGAAGCCAGUGUCCCAGGACAGAAAGAUCACCCCCACGCCGAGAGAAAUGUCCAGCUCCAAGUCCCCUCACGCCACCGUCUCGGACCACCACCACCCCAUGUCGCCGUACGAACACUUGCUGCGGGGAGUGAGCGGCGUCGACCUGUACCGGGGACACAUCCCAUUGGCCUUCGACCCUGCCGCGAUCCCCAGGGGAAUCCAACUGGAAGCAGCUGCUGCUUACUACUUGCCCAGGCAUCUUGCUCCGAGCCCAACAUACUCCCACCUCUACCCUCCAUACCUCAUCCGAGGGUACCCAGACACAGCCGCCAUGGAGAACAGGCAGACCAUCAUCAACGACUACAUUACCUCCCAGCAGAUGCACCACAACGCUGCUGCCGCCUCAGCCAUGGUGCAGCGGGCAGACAUGCUGCGCGGACUCUCCCCUCGCGAGCCUUCUCUGGCUCUCAACUAUGCAGCAGGUCCUCGAAGAAUAAUCGACCUGUCUCAAGUGCCACACCUGCCUGUCCUCGUACCACCCACACCUGGCACCUCUGCCCCCCCCAUGGACCGAAUCACCUACAUGCACAGCACCCCGCAAGCUUUCAGCAACCGACACAGCAGCUCCCCGCUCUCCCCAGGAGGCCCCACCCACCUGACCAAGCAGACGGGAGUGUCAGCUUCCGAACGGGAGCGGGAUCGAGAGCGGGAGCGGGAACGCGAGAGGGAGCGGGAGAAAUCCAUGCUCACGGCCACCACAGUGGAGCACGCCCCUAUCUGGAGGCCAGGUACCGAGCAGAGCAGCAGCCGUUCAUCUGCACACUCUCACAGCCACCAGCACUCUCCCGUCUCGCCCCGCACCCACGACACUGUCCAGCAGCGCCCCAGCGUGCUCCACAACACAGGCAUGAAGAUCCUGUCCUCGGACAGCCCCACCCCCUCGGUCCUGCGAUCCUCCUCCACCACUACCACGUCACCGAUACGCUCUGCAGGCUUCCCCCCAGCAUCUGCCUUGCGCUCGCCCAUGGACGGCUACGCAGCCAUGAUGGACCCAUCCACCUUGCAAAAAGAGUCGUCAAGGGCCCGAGAAGCCAAGGUAGAACGCCCUCAGACUGACAACAACUUAUACACCUCAAAACUGCCCAGUGGGACGCACCUAGAACAGUCAUCUUCACCUAUUAAAGCCACGGAGUCUAGGCCCUUACCAGUCUCUGGGCCAGGUUCUUCUCAGCCGUAUAGCAGAGGACAGGGAAAAAACCAGCAGCACCAUCCACCCCUGGAACAGCAGCAUGCAGCUUCGGUCAAUGAGCAGCACAGUAGAGAAAAGAGUCAAAGUAAACCCUUUUCAAUGCAGGAACAGGAGCUCCGAGCACUCGGUAAGACCACCAUGACAGCGGCCAACUUCAUAGAUGUGAUUAUCAUGCGUCAAAUUUCUUGCGAUAAGGGGAAGCGAGAAAGAGGCUCGCUAAAUAACGACUCCACUAGUGAUGGCUUCCACGGAGGCUACAGCCCCGAUGGCAUUGAAGCAGUGAGCCCCGUGAGCUCGCCCAGCAUCUCCCACGAGAAAGGGGCAAAGCUGCUGCAGGACGUGGAGAAAGGGCACGGAGAGCACGACAUGAGGCAGAAGCAGCAAGCUGCUCUGAAGCCCUCGAUGACUGAAGCUCACAUGCAGCACCUGCGCCAGCUGCCUGAAGGUCAGCCAUCCCAGGGGCAGCCGCCACCCUCGGCCCAGAACCUCAAGGGGCAUCAGCGGGUCGUCACCCUGGCUCAGCACAUCAAUGAGGUUAUCACCCAAGACUACACGCGCCAUCACCCUCAGCAGAUCAGCCCCCACAUCCAGCCCCCUGUCUACUCCUUCCCUGGAGCCACAUGCCCCGUGCUGGACCUGCGUCGCACCCCCAGUGAGGCCUAUCUCCCGCUGCCCCAAGAGCACACGCCAGCCUCCAAAAUCGCCCUGCAGAAUGAAGGGGGCAAAAGGUCUCCCGAGCAGAGCAAAGCAUCUGCAGUGGGGGCACCAGACAACGGCAUUGAGCCUGUGUCGCCACCAGACAGCAUGGGAGAGCCAGAGCACAUGAAGAGUGCUUCAUACCCGCUCUUGUAUCGGGAAGGAGAGCCAAUGGAGCAAAGAAUGGGCUCCAAAUCCCCAGGAAACAACACCCAGCCCCCUGCCUUCUUCAGCAAACUGACCGAGAGCAACUCCGCCAUGGUGAAGUCCAAAAAGCAGGAGAUCAUCAAGAAGCUCAGCACGACCAACAAGAGUGAGACGGAGUACAAUGUUGGGCAACCCGGGACAGAGAUUUUCAACAUGCCAGCGAUUACCGGAACAGCGGAGAGGAGCCAGUGGGACUGGGCUUCCCAAAAGGAUCGUCUCUCCAGGGAUUGUCCAGGCUUCAGUUGCAGCCCUGUUGGACCUCUUUCCAUAAAGGCUUGCCUCUUUCCAGCUCAGAUAUGUGUCUCUACAAAUACCAUGAUGCCUACUUCCCCAGGGCUAAUCAGUUGUAGAAGCCAGUCGGUUCAAGAAAAUUCCAGUACCAACAUGGGGUUGGAGGCAAUAAUUAGGAAGGCCCUAAUGGGUAAAUAUGACGAACAGUGGGAAGAGCGCUCGCCUCUCAGUGCCAAUGCCAAUGCUUUUAACUCUCUGAAUGCCAGUGCAAGCGCACCUGCUGCUAUGCCCAUAACUGCUGCUGACGGACGGAAUGAGGACAUGCGCUCUAUGCCAGGAGGAGGAGGGAAGCCAAAGAUGGCUGCCAGACCGAACAGCCGCAAGGCCAAGUCUCCAGCGCCGGGCCUGUCCUCCGGAGAGAGGCCGCCGUCUGUUUCUUCCGUUCAUUCUGAGGGGGACUGUAACAGGAGGACACCUCUAACCAAUCGGGUCUGGGAGGACAGGCCUUCAUCCACAGGUUCAACGCCAUUUCCAUACAACCCACUAACAAUGAGGCUUCCAACUGGCGUGGUGACAGCCACGCCGCCAACAUCCAUUCCACAAGGGAACCCCAACAGCCAGCACCACACCUGGGAGGAAGAGCCCAAGCCCCUGCUCUGCUCACAGUACGAGACACUUUCAGACAGUGAAUGAAAGAGAGCGGAGGAAUAACAGCCAACCAAGCAACCAACCACGUGGGUAAGCAAGCUGGCCAGGGUGAACUCUGACCAUAUCAGUCCUGGGAGCCAUCCGCACUGACCCUGCAAGCCAAGAAGCGGGAGCAGCGCUUUGUCCAGUCACUCAAUUUUAUUUUAUUUGUUCUCACGCCUGGAAAUUUCUGAAUCAUCUUCAGUCUAAAGCCUUAAUAAGACAGACAGAUGGACCCCAGCCUCGUUCUCUUUCCAGUACCAGUGUCGUCAUGAAAUGGUCCAUGAGCUUGAGACACAGUCCACAAACAGCUGAUUGGGAUGAUGGUGGCAGGGGAGGGAGUGGGACGGCUGCGCCCUGCCCUAGAGCAGCUCUGUAGGAUACAAUCGAUCACUGAAUUCUCAGUGGUUUACUCAGGGGAUACCACCCAGUGCUCCAGUUGUGUUCUUUCGCUUUGAUGAGAACAAGGAAAGCCCCAUUGUUCUUGGGAGCACAGUACGUGUGCUUGGGCAUGUGUGCACGCACGCAUAUACCAUAUGCAUGUGUGUACACCCAUGGAGCGUAUGCUCUGCCUGCACACUCAUGCUGCCUGCUAUUCAGUACUUGAAGUAGGAUCCGACUCCCCUUCCCCAACCUCCAAGCCAUUCCAAGGGUUUCCCAGCACACAGGCUGUGUCACUGAAAUACGUAAUCUUUUGUGGCAGGGUGGAGGGAAAUGAAAUUUUGAGAAAUUUCCUACUUCUCUUGCUGAUUUGGAUGGUCUUCAUGCACCUUCGGCAUGAGGUUUACUUGCCCAGCAGCACUUUCGACUCAUCGGGCACCGGAAAGUUGUAAACGAAUGCACGGUGCUGGAAGGGGAUGGGGAGAGUGAGUCGAGGAUCCAUUUAAAAAUUCCUUUGGAGAACGAAAUCUUGGGUUCGGAUUGUAAUGGAAAGAGAUUUCCCAUGUCAUGAUGCGCUCUCUGCAGAAGGGACUUGUUGCUUUAAGUGCAUUGUUUUCUGAAUGGCAAGAAAAGGCAAUUGUAAAUGAUGUAUUGGUCUACAGGGUAUAUUUUUGAUACCUUCAGUGAAUUAUGUCAAGAUGUUUUACGAAAGGACUUGAAACAGUAUUACGUGCUGUAAAAGAGGUUCUGUUAUUACGUGCAGGCUUUGAUGAGUUUGUCCAUUGUAUGGAAAUGUAAAAUGGUAACAUUGAUCCGUCAAAGUCAUCCAUAAGUCAGUAGAAUGUAUUAACUUAGUUUUAAAAAGAUAUUGCCACAACUGUAGGGACUCCUCAUUAUUACACAUGCUGUUCCUAAUGCAAGAGGGAUCUUAUUCUAGUCACAGAGGUUUAUUCUCCAGCUUGGAGAUCUCAAGAGAGCCUUGCAGGAGAUCCCGGCAGUAGGGGAGGUUGAGGGUGGGCCUGAAGUCAGGAGGGAACUCACAAGAAACUUAAAGAUGGUUUUUAUUGUAUUUUUCUGAGUGCUCUACGUUAUUUUUCAUUCCAUGAUGUUGGAUCAUAUCUGCAGUUACAUGGUUAAAGAACAAAAAUAUUAGACUUUUUUCAUUCACUUCUGCUCUCUUGCUCUGGGGGGAAAAAAGGCACAAAAAAAAAUGUAUUAAAUGCUUUGCGUUCUAUAUGCUAAAGGAAAAAAGACCAGGACACAGACUUUCUGCCUCUUCCGUUGCCUGCUGAAACAAACACCUGCAGUGUUACAAAAUCGUUCUCAUUUGAUAAGAGCUUGUCAAAGAAAGAGGAUCAUAUCGUCAAACUAUCAAUGGUUAUUUUUUUCCCCUACAGUGUUCCAAGGACGAAUCUGAUUUCAAAGCAACAGAAAGAUAAGAUGGCGUUUGUUGUUUGGGUUUGGUUAUAUUUUUCUUGUCUGUUUUCUACAAUGUACAGGUGUUUUUUUUAAUGUUCAUCCAUGUUUGCGUCUUUUCUGUUGCACUUUCUUUUUUUAAACGCACAAAACAUUUCCAGUGGUUUUGGUUCCCCAGCGCUACUUCGAGUGACGGCGCUCUGUAGCUCAGAAGUAGAGUUGAUAAAGCUGACAUUCUUGAUAAAGAAACAGGGAAUUUUACUGGGUAAAAUCCAAAUCCAUCCACCCACCUGCCUUUCUCCUAACUCCUUUAUUUUUAAAUACACCAUCAUAAAGGCAUGUAGCCAGGUGCAGCAUCUGGGAUAGAACUGGUUAAAAAAAUGUCGCAGUUUGCCAGUGAGAAAUGGACAGGCAUACUCACCAAAAACCUAUCCUGUUUCUUGACCUGGCUUUAUUGCCCGGUGAAGAAGUAUUUUGGAGUUAGAUGUAUUUUUAUAAGGAAAAAACAAAAGUACAGGCUUCUCUCGAGGAAUAUUCCCCUUUCUUUUGACCAGCCCUAGUCUUGGACAUUUCCUUGUAGCUUUUCUUUCUCUUUGCAUGAGGGAUUCAGGCUUUGUCAGCCUGUGUUGGAUUGGACUUCAGCUGUACACUGGCCGCUUGUGCCAACUAGGAGAGAGAAGCGGGUCUCCAAACGUGGAACUUUGCUCAGCAGGUUACACGUGCAGCUCGAGCUCCCCGCUGGGAUGUCCGCACAGAGACUUUCCAAUGCCUCCAGGAUCCGGCCUUGCAGUGCCAGCAGGGGAGGCCUUCUGCUUCAGACCUAGCGCUAAGACAGGAGGAGGAACUGGGCUUCUCUGCCUGGAGAGAGCCGGUUCCAGGAGGCAGCAAUUGGGAAGGGACAAAUGAGGGGUAUGCUGUAAUCGGGGCGCUUCAACGGGGUCCUAAGGGAUGAGGCACUCAGCUAACAUUGGUUUUCCAUGGAAGCUGGGCACGUAAGCCCUUCAGGGUUUGUACAUCUCAGCCAGCCUUUCUGGCAGAAGCCGCCCUCCUCUUUCCCUCCCGCAGCAGACAUGCCGAUAAUAGAUUGCUCGAUGGAAAGCAAAUGGUGAGACCCAACGUGUGGCUUCCUCCCUUUGGCCCUGCUCCCUUGCCACACACACUCUUCAAGGCCUUAUGCGCAGUUAUCCAUGUCCAAGGGAAAAAAACUUUAGGCAUGGCUAACUUGCUAUCUCUGACGGCUGCAUCCUCAAGCACAUUGAGUUAGCUCUUUCAACCCAAGUGGUGCAGCCACAGUUGUGGGCAGGCUCAUUAGCCUGGGGGCCGGCUGAUUAACAUCGCCACUCUAAGUGUUUAAUUAGCUCCCUGCAAAGGUGGCUACUUGACUAGGCAGCCUAUGCAGAGCAGCUCAGGACACUUGAGGACAGCGCUGCCAGGAACGAUGCACAUGCCACAUAGAUAUUCCCAUAGUCAUCAAAGUAGAAGGUCUGGGCCCGAUUUCAGGGGCUCUUCUGUCAACAAGAAGAAGGGAACGUUUGCCAAGCAGAGGGUUAAAAGACAACAUGGCAGGGACUGAGGGGACAGGCAACUUAAUUUUGGUCCAUGUGAAUGUGCAAUGCCUUUAUCACCUCUUUGCAGUUAUUCUUGACAAGCUGGGUAACUGUGAUCCUGUGCAUCCAGCCCUGUUAUGCUAAAAAGAGAAAGGGAAAAUAUCUCAUAUGAGGAGGGAGACCCUAGAAAAUCCUCCCUUCUGGUGCAGUUGGCAAUUCCCAGCAGCAAGCUUUGGCCACCUCCACCAUAGCCGCUUGUCCAUGCAAGAGUUCAUACGUUGCAUCUCCUUGAAAUGAAGAUUUUGGAGGGAGGUGCAGCCCCUUCCCUAUUCGGCACUGGCCAUCAUUGACUUUGGGCCAUUUGACAAGUGAAAUGGCACCAGAAGUCCAAGACCUUUGGAAGCAGAGUAAGCCUUUCUUUCAAAGCCUUAAGUACGUGGUAAGUCUUCAGUCGUUGGUCUUUCUUUUUCCCAGCAUUUACUGCAUGCCAAGUGAUGAGUCGCGUUGCAGCUUCACCAACCUGUAUACAUUUGCCGGGGCUGGGAGGCAAGCUCACUGCAUCGCGUACGAACAGCCCUGGGAUUAUUUCAAAUGAAAGCCAAGCAGCAACAAAAAAGAAAAAAAAAACAAGACCCUGGGUGAGGAUGUUUAAAAAAAAAAAUCUUUGAGCAUUUGUGCAACUGUUCUCGUUCUUUUGGGUUUUGUAAAUCAGUGCUCAUCUUCUAUGGAUGGAUAUCCAGGACAUGUUGCAUUUAUACUGGACAAGGGAAGCCACAAAUGGUUAGGCGUACACACUCAUUGCAAGGGAUGGAGGCCAAAUAUCCUAGGGCAAGCUAGCCCACUGCUCGGAGGGGUGGAAGGAUUUGCCAGUAGCCUUUCAGAUUCAAGCUUACUGUCCCGUUCUCCUCCAGAUACAAGAAUUUCCUUGUUUGAUUAGUGCUGAGGCCAAACUGGCCCAGCUAGAGACUGAAAUAUUUUACCUGCACAAGAGGAACAGUGUGUAGACCCUGCUACCCAGGUCUGAGGAGGUGCCCGCCAAGGGAAAGAGGCAUCCUCAGGCCAUUCAGUGUGCAGAGAAGUUCAAUAUGUGCCAGCUGGGGAAGGGGCUUCUGCCAUCAAAGUUGGGAAAGGGGCUUCAUCUGCUGGGAACUGAACAGCGUUCAGUCCUGCCCCAGUCCUUGCAGGAAACUGAAAUGAGAAAUCUGUGUUCAGUCAGAAGGGAUGUCUGUAUUAAACCGCUAAGUAUGUGACAGUGCCUCUUUUCUUAACCAUAGCAAGCAGCUGGGCUGGGGACUUGCACGGGUUCCACGAAACGGGGCCCAGCGCUCAAAGGAAGUCAUGUUUCAUGAUGUACACUGCCACUGCUCUGCCUAGCAGAUCAUGCAGAAUGAGGAGAAAUCAAAACCUCAGUACCCCCACAGUCCCGCGGCAGACCUGAAAGCCAGCAGGCACAUCUCACAUCUACAGGCGGCCUUUCACAGGCCAGUUGGAGGAAGGCAGCAGGGUCUCCAGUGCUCCCCAUCUCAGCCUUGUUCUGCGACAGUCUGGUUUGAUUGUUCUGGCCAAAGCGGGUGUCUGGUCCCGUUGUUUUUUGGAAGGCAGCAAAUGUUUUUCAUAGCAAAAAAUGCCCCUUACCCAGGACCCGCCCUGGGUGUCAUGCCCUGGGUGCUGCACUCCAGCCUCACCCCACCCACCCGCCUCCAGGAAAUACUUCACUAAAGGCCAAAACCAAAAGCUUGUUGCGUUACAAGAAACAACUGAAAAAACCUCCAGUAGCCGCACGUGCCUACAACGAUACCGCGCGCCCGUUGUGCGAGGAACAUACGGCACCACGGAGCCUAGCAGAGCCGGGCUUGCUUGCUUUGAGGCGGGUGGGUAGAAACACGUGCGCUCUGGGUAACUGCAGCUCAUGGUAACUCCAUGCAAUGCUUUAUUUUAGCAAUCCUAACCUAGCAAAGUUAGCGGUGAAACUUCCACUUCCUCAGACUUCCUCGGACAUUGGGUCACGUCCCGUCUCAUUCGCAUGAUAUUUGGCCAACAGGGCACCAAAUGGACUCAGUGAGGUGGGGAUGGACCUGAGCUAGAUCUUGUCCAAAACAGGCUGUUUUCUCUUAAACCUGUCAGUAUGGGGGAGGGAUCAGAAUGCCCGCUGAGUGCUUACAUGCAUUUGAUUCGAGUUCCUGCCCUCGGGCCAGCUUGCCUCCUGGUGUAAUGAAUUAAUGGAAAUCAAAAUAUUGUUGACUGUCCUGCAUGAGCAAGUGAAGGGUCUCUGGGAUCGGGCAACAUGGAAAAGAAGGGUGCCGCAGUAAGUUACUGGAGCAUAUUGCAGUCCCUUUCCUCGUGCGGCCCCUGUAGUGGCGGGACGCUGUAUUUCCAUGUUAUAGGAUGAGGGGGCGGUUGCACAAAGUUCAAGCAAGCAGCUAUUGCAUUCCCUGGGAUUUCAGCGCGAGACCCUCCCUCCCUACUUUAAUCCUCCCUCAGUCUCAUCCUCAGUGCUCCUCCUGGCACAAGGGACUGAUCCUUUAUAAAAAGGCUUUAUGCAAAGUCAGUAGUUCACCCCAUAGCUUUGCAGGGUGUUCUGUAUUGCAGCCCUUGACGAGGGUUGGGUUUUGCUAAGGAUAGCUAAUGUCUCUGGCUGUGAGACAUUUGCACUGGGCCUUGGGAGUACAGCGCGCAUGAGAGACAGUGGAAUUGCUCCAGUCAUUUCUUGUGGUGUCCACCUGACGUGUUCUUGCUCGUCCACACCGGUGUCUUUGAGUCCAGGGGAAUGGCAUGCUCUCCCGUGUCUGUGAAUAAGGCUUCAUGUACAUUCCACAACAGGAUUUCAGAACGCCUUCAAAGGCGGCACUUCCGUGUGCCCAGAUAUACUGUACAUUCUCCGUGUGUGUGUGUGUGUGUGUGCCCAAAUAUACUGUACAUUGUGUGUGUGUGCCUACGUGUGCAUGCGUACAUGCUCUCCCAGGUUCUGUGUAUGCAUCUCUCUCCAUAUCCAUGUGCAUUUGGAAAUACACGCCUGCACACCCAUUUCACAUGUGCCUCCACUGAUGCAGUGGCGCUUACCCAUGCACGUACUGAUCCGACAUGCAGGAUUUUGACACAUCAGCUGCAUUACAGCCUGCCCAAAUUUCAACUCGCAAAUCCGUUGACUGCCGCUUCCAUACAAGAUGAGCACUGAGCGCUGUCUGUGAUAGCUUAAAGGAAAGACAUCCUUCAUACUAAACUGUCCGCAUAAUCUGUCGGUUUUUAGUGACAUGUCUUUGUGCUACCUGCUAUGAUUUCUAUUGAUCGUGCAAUCAACAAUGGAAGUUAUGUUAAACUGUUUAAAGAGGAAAAACAAGACAAAACAACCAAGAGUUUGAAGUUAGUGUUAGCAACUUUGUAAUUUGUACAAACAAAACAAAAAGAUAAAUGGACAAUUUAUUGUUUGAACAGUACAAGGGGGGAAAAUCUAUCUUUUGUACAACCAAAUUGUGCAUAGCUGUUUUGAAGUGAGAUGUAUGAUAGAACGGACUGUAUAUAGAACUGACGAGUUGUAAAUAUUUAUGCAGCUUGCUAUAAAGGGUUGGUUUUCUUCUACUGAA
Messenger RNA from Alligator mississippiensis (American alligator), 15301 nucleotides. It is a transcript of the gene NCOR2, whose product is annotated as nuclear receptor corepressor 2. The record is from RefSeq and is a predicted model, not a curated record. The coding region runs from base 1975 to 8382 and encodes 2135 amino acids. Lineage: Eukaryota; Metazoa; Chordata; Crocodylia; Alligatoridae. Gene Ontology annotation, biological process: negative regulation of transcription by RNA polymerase II. The transcript has 35 exons. Gene Ontology annotation, molecular function: transcription corepressor activity.